Prinia subflava (tawny-flanked prinia) is the source of this 2794-nucleotide messenger RNA. Its product is annotated as zinc finger protein 239-like. The record is from RefSeq and is a predicted model, not a curated record. Gene Ontology annotation, biological process: regulation of gene expression. Gene Ontology annotation, cellular component: nucleus. The transcript has a single exon. Lineage: Eukaryota; Metazoa; Chordata; Aves; Passeriformes; Cisticolidae. Bases 66 to 746 code for a protein of 226 amino acids.
AGGAGGCCAGGGAGGACAAAUCCCCUCAGCAGAACCUCGUGGAAGAGGCUGUUUUGAGCAGCCCCAUGGCACAGGAAUGCAACAGGGAGGAAAAGCCGCGGAGAUCCCACCCGAGGAGGGGCUCCAAACCCAUGCCAGGGUGCUCCGAGGAGGAAGGACCGACCUUGUGCCAGGAAGGCAGCCAGAGAUGUGGCCAGAGCUCUGAGCUGGUGGUGCAUGAACAGCUUCACAAUGGCAAGAAGCUGCACCAGUGCUCAGAAUGUGGGAAGAGUUUCUGUGCAAAGUCCAGGCUGCUCCAGCACCAGAAGAUCCACACUGGGGAACGGCGCUACGAGUGUGGGAAAUGUGGGAAGCACUUCAGGGACACCUCUGACCUGAUGAUCCACCUGAGAGUCCACACUGGGGAAAGGCCCUAUGAGUGUGGGGAGUGUGGGAAGAGCUUCACUCAGAGCUCCAGACUGAUUGUCCACCAAAGGAUCCACACUGGGGAACGGCCCUAUGAGUGUGGGGAAUGUGGGAAGAGCUUCACUAUGAGCUCCAACCUGAUUGUCCACAAGAGGAUCCACACUGGGGAACGGCCCUAUGAGUGUGGGGAAUGUGGGAAGAGCUUCACUAUGAGCUCCCACCUGAUAGUCCACAAGAGGAUCCACACCGGUGAACGGCCCUAUAAAUGUGCAGAAUGUGGAAAAGGCUUCACAAAGAGCUCCCACCUCAAAAGUCACCAGAUGCUCCACACUGGGGUAUGACCCUGUGUGUAUGGGGAGUGUGGGAAGAGCUUCCGUGACAGCUCUGGCCUGAUCAUGCAGCAGACAGUGCACACUGGGAAAUGCCCCUACACGUGCUCAGAAUGUGGGAAGAGCUUCAUCCAGCACUCCAAGCUGCUUGUCCACCAGCAGAUGCACACUGGAGAGAGGCCCUAACAGUGUCCUGAGUGUGGGAAGAGCUUGUCCCAGAGCUGUGCCGUGACCCAAGAGCAAUGGAGGCAGCAGGAAGGGAAGCCCUGCAAGUGCCCCGCGUGCGGGAAGAGCUUUGUGCGCUGCUCCAACUCCAUCCCCCGUUGGAGGAGCCCAUUGGAUGAUCCCCAGUGAGCCCCACUGGGCAGAGCCUUGGGGAUCCAUGGUCCUGGUGAUCCAUGUGUGCAAGUGUUGGGGAUUACAUUUGUUUCUUUUUCACUUAUAGAAUUUUUUUCCCAUAAGUUGCUAGAAGUCUAGCAACUGUGUGCUUGAUUUAAAGAAAGAAGUGUCUAAAGGAGAUGGCAGCACCGGGCUACACCUGUUGUUUUUGGGUCUCUGAGAGUUUCCCUCAGAGGGGGGAGAUAAGUGGAGUUUUGGGGGAGGUAAAGGACAGAGCUGGGGGCAGCUGCUCUUGCUCUGGGCAUGGGAGAGAGGAUGGUCGGGCUGGUGCUCGCUGCGGGAAGAGCUCGCGGUCAUCACUGCAUCUUGCCCUGGGAAAUUGCCAUCAUCUGCUCAUGUGCUGGUCUGCCCAGGGAUUCUGAGCUCGCCUCCCCCUGCCCUGCUGGGCCCGCCGUCUCGCCAUCACAGCCUAUUCGGGGCUGCUUUGAGGCUUUCUGCUACUCUGUAGCCCUGCCCUGCCCUGCCCUGCUCUGCCGGGACAUCCCUGCUGCUCCAGCUACCAGCGCAGAACUUCUGAGCUCAUCCACCAGCCCGGGGCUUUCCACCCUUCCAGCUUGGUCUCUUGGAGUCCUGCUGGGCCACCGGGAUCAAACUGCCCCAGGCUUUGUGAAAGAAAGCCCUCGAGGUUCCUGGUUCUGUUUAUUAUUAAUGCUGUAGUUGUUGUUUAUUUGCUUUGUCAUACCUACAGUUGGCCGGGGAAUCAGCCAGAGUCAAGACAGCACUCAAUAUGAGUUAAAAAUCUUGCUCGUUUAUUCAGCUAUUUGGCUUACAUUUAUACUGUGCUAAGCAUAUCAUGCACCUAACUCUGAACAUCAUUGGUUAAACCAUAGUGUUCACACGUCCUUGCAGUAGACAUAAUUGGUUCAGAAGCUCUGUCCACGAGGCUAAAUGCUGCAAAUCUUCCCUAACUUAUGGUCAAUGCAUCCUGUCUAGCAUCCUGUUACAGCUAUUGUUCCAAGCUUUACUUCCUCCUUAUCCCAUCUAAGGAAUGGUUCAAGGACGUUUCAUCUUCUACUCAUCCCUUAAGCUAAGAGCAGGAUUGUGCACAUGUCCCUGCUUUUCCAGCCAUGCAUCCACAACAUACCAGUGAAGAACUGUUCUUCCUGGCCCCAUCCUUCUGCCUGAAAGCCCCCCUAAUUUUCUACAUCAUCAUCGUUUGGAGGGAGAGGAUUUGAAUUCUCCACCCCUAGGGAGGUCCUGCCCUUCCCUAGCAGAUUCCUGUCUGUCAAACCAAGACAGGAAGAGAGCUGGCUGGUGGUCUGCACAUCUUCCUGGCCCCCUGUGGGCACCUGGAUGCAACAGGACCCCAAGGGGACGUGGCCAUGGAUGGUGACAUGGACAUGGCUGGAGACAUGGGGGUGACAUGGACACGGGUGGGGACAUGGAGAGCCAAGAUUGGGGGCAUGGUGGGGAUACGGUCAUGGGUGGGGACAUCAGGGCACACGGACAUGGGUGGGGACAUGGGCUGAACUUCCAGGGAAUGUGGGGGAUGAUGGGUUUGAGUGAACUCAGGGCUCUUGGGAGGGCCGUGGGGUGCUGUGUCAUGAAACUGAAAUUCCAGAUCAUCCCAGCGUGUGCCGUGGAUCCCAGAGGGGAAUUCCCAAGGCUCCCAGGGUGCCGGUUCUGCCCUGCUGCCCAGGGGAGCUGUGCCCAAGGAGCAG